Messenger RNA from Lycium ferocissimum, 1599 nucleotides. RefSeq lists its product as uncharacterized. The record is from RefSeq and is a predicted model, not a curated record. Lineage: Eukaryota; Viridiplantae; Streptophyta; Magnoliopsida; Solanales; Solanaceae. The transcript is spliced from 5 exons. Bases 1 to 1599 code for a protein of 532 amino acids.
AUGACGAAGGUGUGGUUGAAAAGCCUACAAAAAAGUCAAAGGAGACCAAAAAGAAUUAGAAAUAGGGUUAUUUUUUAUCCUGAGUGUAAAGAAAUAGUUUGGGAGACUGGUCUUGCAUUUGAAAGUGCUAAGCAGUUUAGGAAAGCACUUACUAGGUAUGCAGUUCAAGAACAUGUAGAGUUGGAUAAAUAUGUCAAUGAACCAACUAGGGUGAGGGUAAAGUGCACUGCUGGUUGUCCAUGGUUAUUGUUUGCCAAUUACGAUUCUAGAACAAAUGAUUUUGUUGUGAAGAAUUAUAAUCCUGUUCACAAGUGCAAUGGCACAACAAAGAACAAGUUGGUAAAUUCUUUGUAUAUUUCAGAAAGGUACAAGGAUAGAAUUAUUUCUGAACCUGGCAUUAGAAUUUUUGAGCUUCAAAAUUUGGUAAGAAAGGAAUUGGAGGUGUAUAUUGGUAGGACUGUGGCAAGGAAAGCUAGAAGCAUUGUUUUGCAACAAAUCAUGGGUGACAAUGUAGAGGAGUUCAAAAGAAUUUUGGAUUAUAGGGAUGAGCUUUUAAGGACUAAUCCGGGUGUUAGUAAAGGGCAAUUGCUUGUGGCUGUUUGUAAGGAUGGGAACAACCAGAUGCUACCACUGGCUUGGGCAGUUGUUGAAGUUGAGAAUACUUUUACUUGGAGAUGGUUUGUCAACAUUCUAACUUUUACUUGGAGAUGGUUUGUCAACAUUCUAAGGCAUGAUCUUGAGCUUGGAGAUGGGACUGAUUUGACAACUCUUUCAGAUAUGCAAAAGGGUCUGGAUAUAGCCAUUAAGGAUCUGUUGCCAAAUGCAGAACAAAGAAUGUGUGCAAGACAUGUGCUUGCCAAUUUUUCCAAAAAAUGGAAAGGCAUAGAGAUUAGAAACUGCUUCUGGAGAUGUGCUAAGUCCACAUAUGAGCAGGAGUUGCAAAAAAAUUUGGAUCAUAUGGAGAAGUUAGGUGAUGGAAUAAAUGGAGAUUUGUUGUAUUACAACAUAGAUAGGUGGUCCAAGGUCUACUUUAAAUACCUCAGCUGUUGUGAUAGUGUUGACAACAACAUGGCCGAGAGUUUUAAUUCCUGGAUUUUGGGGCCAAGGCACAAGACCAUUAUCACAAUGCUUGAGGAAAUUAGAGUCAAAAUGAUGAGAAGGGUAGGACAACUAAGAGAGUUUUCUGAGACUUGGAUAACAAACAUCAGCCCAAUGGCUUUGAAGGUAUUGCAAGAGAACACAUCAAAGUCAAUGAAGUGUACUCUUGAAUGGAAUGGUGAAUAUGGCUUUGAGGUCAAGGACAGCUGGGGUAAUAAAUUCAUAGUAAAUCGAACGGCAAUACUUGCACUUGUAGAUCUUGGAUCUUUGAAAGGUAUUCCCCUGUCGUCAUGCCAUAGGCGCACUUCAUUUCGAAAAUUGGAACCUAUUGACUAUGUUGCACAUUGGCUUCUGAUGCAAGUGCAUCGAUUCUGGAAGGGGGCACCCUUUAAGAGGCCAAGAGUUGUGGGAAUGGGAGUACUUCAGACCCAAAGUGGUUUCAAAAUUGUCAAUCCUGGAAUGGCAAAUCAGACUCCAACCAUGCCUAUGAAUUCAGCGUGA